Dendronephthya gigantea is the source of this 978-nucleotide messenger RNA. Its product is annotated as allatostatin-A receptor-like. Gene Ontology annotation, biological process: G protein-coupled receptor signaling pathway. The record is from RefSeq and is a predicted model, not a curated record. NCBI's taxonomy places the organism in Eukaryota, Metazoa, Cnidaria, Anthozoa, Malacalcyonacea, Nephtheidae. Gene Ontology annotation, molecular function: G protein-coupled receptor activity. The transcript has a single exon. Bases 1 to 978 code for a protein of 325 amino acids. Gene Ontology annotation, cellular component: membrane.
AUGGUGUACGGAAAAGUUGUCCUCACGGCCAUCUCAAUCAUUGCAUUUCUUGGAAAUAGUUUGACAGUCCUGCUCUUCAUCAAAAAGUCAGAGUUGUUGAAGAAGACUUAUAACUGUUUAAUUCUUGCUUUGGCAGUUCAGGAUAUUCUUCAAGCCAUCUUUAUCGCGAUUUUGCCUGGAUAUAUCUUGGACGAAGACGCAUAUACUUUACCACCGGACCGAACAUUACGAUGGAUGUUUUGCAAGCUAUUCUGGUCCCAGUUCUUUAUCUUCGCUUUGGGAAUAGCCUCCGUGUACACCUGCCUCAUGCUGACUUUCGAUCGCUGGUUAGCGGUUGUUAUGCCCUUAACUUUUAAGAAGUAUGAAAAAUCGAAGCUUGUUGUGUUCUCGACCGUGCUUUUCCCUUGGAUAGCCGGAACAUGCUUUGAAAUAACAGCGCCAUUGAGAGCAACCACUACUCAAGUCAACGGCAGCUUUUCAUGCGCCUGGAAGACGCCAGAAUACUCUUCAAAAACGAUUGUCAUCGCGACAUUCACGUUCUUGGGCAUGAUAGUCGUACCUGGGGCACUCAUGGUGAUAGCGUACAGUCGGAUUAUAGUCCACAUGAAGAGAUCCGAAAUCCGAAUUGAGGUGAUUAGGAACAAUCAGAGGAUGGUCAGAAAAAGUAAUGCCUUGAAAGCCCUAAAAAGAGUCACAACAACAGCCUUUUUUGCCUCUGGUAUAAUAAUCGUAUGUUGGCUGCCGGAUCAACUCUAUUACGCAUUGUCCCAAGUUAACUUGACGGAGCUCGGUACAACAAUUCAUUUCGUCUUCAAAAGCUUGGCAUUUGCCAAUUCUUGUAUUAAUCCAGCCAUCUACUGUUUCUCAAACAGAGCUUACAGGACUGGUCUGAGGGAGCUGUUUGGUUGUUUUUGCUGCAAAGUACACCCACAGGGAGGUGAAUUGUCAGGGCCAGGGGAAGCUGUACACCCCUCGUAG